AUGGCUCAUCAUAGUUUAGGGGAUCCCGCAUGGGCUCAUGCCCGUGCAGGUGCUUCCUCUGCUUCUGUGGCCUCUGCCCCUGCAAGAUCAGAUGAUCCCGCUUGGGCUCAUGCUCGUGCAGUGCCUAAUGCAAAAAAUAACACUAUAUGUUUACAUUGUAAUAAGUUGAUUAAAGGGGGUGGUAUUACUAGACUUAAGUAUCAUCUUGCUGGGAUUAGGAGUCAAGUUGAACCAUGUAAAAAGGCUUCAUCUGAUAUUAGGUUUCAAAUGAAACAAAUGAUUGAAGACUUGAAAAAAUCUAAACAAACUAAAAAGAGGAUUCAAUUAGAAAUUGGGAACCCAUAUGAUAUUGAUGAGGAGGAGGAGGAGGAGGAGGAGGAUGAUGAGGUUAGGGUUGUUGAAAAGAGUCCCCCUCAAACAUUAGGUAAACGAAAAUCUAGGAGAAAGGAUGUUGACAAUGAUGUGAGUCAAAUAAGAGGAAAGAAGAAAAUUAAGAGUUAUUUUGCUCCUAGAACAACCCCCGGUGCUCAACCCUCUAUAAGAAGUGUUUUGGCUACAAAAGCAAUGAUUGAUAAUGCAAAAAUGAAUGUGGCAAGAUGGUGGUAUCAUUCUAAUGUACCCUUUUAUGCAUCUCAGUCACCUUAUUAUCAACCUAUGAUUGAUUCCAUUGCUGCUAUUGGGCCGGGAUUUAAGGGGCCUUCUUUUUAUGAGUUGAGGGGACCCCUUUUGAAAAAUGCUGUCCAUGAAGUUAAUGAUUUUUUGUUAGAUAUAAAAAAUGAUUGGAAAGUAUAUGGCUAUUCACUGAUGUUUGAUGGGUGGACAAAUAAAAAGCAACAACCAAUAAUGAAUUUUUUGGUGUGUUGUCCAAGGGGAGCCAUGUUCUUAAAAUCUAUUGACACUUCAGGCCUUACAAAGGAUGCUGAAACUUUGUUUAAUAUAUUUGAUUCUGUUGUUCAAGAAAUUGGUGUGGAAUAUAUUGUGCAAUUGAUUACAGAUAAUGCUUCUGCCUAUAAAAAAGCUGGAAAAAAUUUACAGCAGAAGUAUGGUACUUUGUUUUGGUCUCCUUGUGCAGCUCAUUGCAUAGACUUGAUGUUGGAGAAUAUUGCUAAUCCUAGGUGGUUCCCUCUUAUUGAUGAAGCAAUUAAAAAGGCAAAAAAGAUAACAAAGUUCAUUUACAACCAUGGAGUUGUUUUAGACUUGAUGAGGCAAGACUUUACAAAUGGAAGAGAGUUAUGUCAUCCUGCAAUUACAAGGUUUGCCACUAAUUUCUUAAGUCUACAAAGCUUGCUAAGGUUCAAAAAAGAGCUUAGACAAAUGUUCACUUGUGAUAAAUGGCUUUCAUGCCCCCAUGCUAAGACUGCUGUUGGGAAGGAGAUAAGUAAAAUUGUUUUGGAAGAUUAUGCGUUUUGGUCUCAAUGCAAGCACAUAGUGAAAGUUAGUGAGCCUUUAGUUAGAGUACUUCAUCUUGUUGAUGGGGAUGAGAAACCUGCUAUGGGGUACUUGUAUGAAGCAAUGGACAAAGCAAAAGAGGAAAUAAAAAGAAGGUUGAAGAACAAAGUUUCUUUGUAUGGACAUUAUGUUAGAGUUAUUGAUACUAGAUGGGACAAACAACUUCAUAGUCCUCUGCAUGCAGCAGUUUCAUGGUGGGAGCAAUUUGGACUUGGAGCUCCAGACUUACAAUCAUUUGCCAUUCGUGUGCUAAGUCAAUGUUGUAGUGCAACUGGUUGUGAGAGAAAUUGGAGCACAUUUGAAUAUGUUCACUCAAAGAAGAGAAAUAGAUUGGAACAUAAACAAGUAAAUGAUUUGGUCUUUGUCCAUUAUAAUUUGAGGCUUCGAGAAAGGAACAUUCAAAGGAAUAAGUAUGCAAUGGAUCCUAUAAGCUUGGAUAACAUUGACUUGAUGGGAGAUUGGGUGGCUGAAGAACCUACACUUCUUAAUCCAGAUGACAUAAAUUGGGAUUGCCUUAAUGAACCAGCAACUCUAGUGAAUGUGGAAGAGGAUGCUGAACUUGAAACUAUUGAUGUUGAUGACGAUGAUGAUGAUGACAACAACAAUGAACAUGUCUCGACAAAUCUUCCAAUGGGUGCUAGUAGUUCUUGUGGGAGUUCUUUUGAUGAUGAAUUUGAUCCAUUUUUCAUGGAUGAUGAGGAGGAGUAG
This is a messenger RNA of Quercus robur (English oak), 2157 nucleotides long. RefSeq lists its product as uncharacterized. NCBI's taxonomy places the organism in Eukaryota, Viridiplantae, Streptophyta, Magnoliopsida, Fagales, Fagaceae. The coding region runs from base 1 to 2157 and encodes 718 amino acids. The transcript is spliced from 3 exons. Gene Ontology annotation, molecular function: DNA binding; protein dimerization activity. The record is from RefSeq and is a predicted model, not a curated record.